Messenger RNA from Brettanomyces bruxellensis, 1218 nucleotides. RefSeq lists its product as uncharacterized. The record is from RefSeq and is a predicted model, not a curated record. The coding region runs from base 1 to 1218 and encodes 405 amino acids. The transcript has a single exon. Lineage: Eukaryota; Fungi; Ascomycota; Pichiomycetes; Pichiales; Pichiaceae. Gene Ontology annotation, molecular function: protein binding.
AUGGAGAGAGAGGCGGUGUCUGCUGGAUCAAUCAACUGUCAUGAUUGGGUACUAAAGCUGUGCAGCUUAGAUAAGCAUGGGCUUGUAUCCGGUCUAUCCAACGGAAAGAUUGAUGUUAUACCGUUUGGACAAACAGAGAAGCAUAAAGAGAUCAAUGCACACGGUGGUGCUGUUAACAGUGUGCGGAAGGUCGAUGAGAACUCUUUUUGCAGUUGCAGCAAUGAUGGAAUCGUGAAAAUAUGGGAUCUCAGAUCUCCUAACGGCAAUAAUUGUGUCGCUGCAAUGGAAGGUGUGAAGAAUCUUCCUUUUGUGUCCUUGGAUGCACGUGACACUUUAGUGGGAGCUGGCACAGAGCUCAAGGGUGAUUCACAUUUGUUUAUAUGGGAUAGAAGGAGACUUAGUGUGCCGUUUAAGCAGUUUACCGAAUGCCAUCAGGAUGAUAUUACAGAAGUCAGAUUUCAUCCAACUAGACGCAAUAUGCUUUUAAGUGGGUCAACAGACGGUUAUGUCAACGUUUACGAUUUGAAGGCCGAGAAGGAGGAAGAUGCGUUGUUGCAGGUGAUAAAUUUUGCCUCUGUGCAUUCGGCAAACUUUUUGCCCAACGAUAAAUUGUACACUUUAUCGCACAUGGAAACUUUCAGUGUUCACUCCUUGAUAGACACCACAACAGAAGAGUCCGUGGAGUCUGACCCAGUUGAUUAUGGGGAUAUCAGGGACAAAUGGAGUUGCGAGUAUGUUGUGGAUUUAUAUGCUCCAGGUUAUAUUUGCUGCGGGUCAAAUAGCACUAAGCAGUUGCGGUUGUACCAAUUUGAUCCCGAAAAAGUGGCUUUUGAUGGAUUAUCCACUGAUUCUGACUAUAUUUCUCUGCCUGGUGCACACGGAGAUGACAUUGUGAGAGAUAUGGUCAUUCAUCAUGGUGUCAUAUAUACUGGCGGUGAAGAUGGCCUUGUUAAAAUAUGGAAUGUGUCGGGUAAUAUGCUCGGGGACACUAGCUCUAGGUUUUUCGGACAGGAGGCUGGUUCGAAGAGUCAUCAUCAUCACAAGCACACUCAAAAGAAGCCAAUUAAGACAAUAGAUGCUGAGGAUGGCCAUAUUCAUCAUAGUAAGCGCCAUGAGGGGCAAGAUGGUAGUGUCGAGCCACGGCAUCAUCAUCAUCAUAAUCACCACCAUCACCACUCACACAAGUCCUCGCGGUUCAUGCCGUAUUCUAGGGAGUAA